GCUCAUCUAUUUCCUUCGAAAUUGUGAAAUGGAAAUAAGGAUUCAAUUUGAGAGCCCGACGUUUUUGGUUGUUUUCAAUUUUCAAUUUUCUACAAUUUUUUUAAUUAAAUUUAGUGGUUGAAUGGCAAAAACCGGACAAGCGGCUCGAUUGGCUCGAACGGCUAACCGCCUCGGCCGCUCGCCAACCGCUGCAUAAAACCGGAGCGGCUUUUAGACUGUUCCGAGCCGAUUUUGUGACCGGGUGGCGAUUUUACCGCGCGGGCCGAGCGGCUCGGCUUUAAUAACACUGGUAAUUUAGGUUCAAAUGAGAAUAAUUUCAUGGAAAGACUUUAGAAAUAGCAUAUAUAAUAGAAAGUUUGACUUGCGCACAAUAGCUCGACAACAAUAACGAUCGUUUGGUUUUGGUGAUAGUUUAGGUGAGAUACUGAGAUUGUUACAGUGAAUGCAUUAUCACCAAUGCAUCGUUUUCUGGUUUUUUCUGUAACAAUCAUGGUAAAAAAAACCGGAUCGUACCGGCCGGUUGAACCGGUAAAACCGGAAAUUCGCUCCUGGCCGAUACGACAAGCAGUUUGUGGUGAAGGAGUCGUCCCGGCCGGUUUUCCCGGUAAAAUCGGUUCAACUCAAAAAGCCACCCGGUUUUGGUCUAACCGGGGGUCAGCUAACGGGAACGACACGACGUCGUUUUGCGGUGAAGGAAAAAAAAAAUUCGGCCGAAGCCUCAAAAGCACAACCCUAAAUCAUCGGCCGCUUCGUCCUUCGUUUGCUGCUGCUGGCGACCUCCCACUUCUUUUCGAGCGACGACCAGCCCGGCGAUCCUCCCUCCUCUUCUCGACCGGGGACCAGGGCCCGGCGAUCCUCCCUCCUCUUCUCGACCGGCGAGGCGGCGACCGGCGACCUGCUCUGCGGUUUCUCUGCUCCAGGCUGCUCCGCCUCUAUUCCGCCACUACUCCGCCGCACGCGUCUUCCUCCCCUGCUCAAGAAGAACACAGCGACAGCAGGUAUGGUUGGACGGCGAACACACUUCCCCCAUCUUUGAAUGAAUCGCAAAAUUGGAAUGAAUAUGGGUCAAAGAAGGAGACGGAGCAGAACAAUGACAAGCUUGGUAAUGGGUACUGAGGGAAAGUGUAAGUAAUAAACUAAAUGGGGUAUCUUUUGGUUUUAAGAAAUCAUUUAUAUAUAGCGAUGUUUUAACUUAUUCGUUGGUGUAUCGAAGGGGGUACCCAAAAGUGAGAACCAUGCCAAAGGAACGGUGGCGUUUUGGGUUCGGAUAGUGUUUCGUCCGUCGUAGUUGUCGUCUUCAUCUCGAGUCUAUCAAUCUGCAGCUUUCUGUUCUUCUCUCAAUAGAUCGAAGAACCACUCUUCCAGAGCUCCACCGCCUCUACUUAGCAAGCAAUCAUAAUCGCUACCAAGAGCGCUUUGUAGGAAACGACUCUUUCCUUUUCUUCCUAUAAAUAACGAGUGAGUUCUCCAUUUGAAUGCAACGGUUGGUAGUAAAGAGAGACUGGGAUUCUGUCUUAUCUAUCAUGGGCUGUUUUGGGUACCAUCUUCAGUAGAUAGGUCACAGGAGUUGAGAACUGGGUGAUCUUGUCUUGGGAAGUUGGGAUUGAGUGUUUUUCUUCUGUAUUCAAAAGUGUCAAGUCUCUUGGCUUGGGUAGGGUUUGAUUAGAUCAAUUGUAACUCUGUUUCAAUUUAAAUAAAAUUUAUUUCCUUUCAUAUUCAUUCAGACUUAUCAAUUGGUAUCAGAGCGGGCUCUUUGAAGGACUAACCGUCGCCAAAGAGAAGAUCAUAAGAUGUCUAGAUCAUCCUCAAGUGCAGUAGCCUAUUCGACAAAUACAAACCCACCAUGGUUCGAUGGAACAGACUACACAGUCUGGAAGAAGAGGAUGCGAAUUUACCUUCGUGGGGUUGACGGAGAAUUAUGGGCUGUCGUCAGAAAGGGACCAGUCCCCAUGAAAGAUGAAGAUGAAGAAGAUUGGAAGGAAGAACAGAAGAUUUCCUCACAGCUCGACUCAAGAGCUAUGCACAUUCUGUUCUCAGCAUGAUAAAUCACCUAACCGAAACCCAACCUGCCACGGAGCAGGUAUAAGUAUCGAAGUACCCUUCCCGGAACUACGCAUUGCCAUUCCUACUCAUACCAAGGGUCACACUCACACAUGAACAUGAUCAUAAUGUGGGGUCAGACAACAAUCUCUCCAUUGCCAUUCAGUUGUCCACUAAUUUCGGUCUUCAUGGUCGGUACUCGGUUAGGAAAAUAAACCGUUUGAAAAAUUAUGGAUAAAAUCGGAUCGUACACCAUUAAGAAUGGUCUGAUUUAUAUAAUAUAUUGAUUUCUUGGUUUGGUUGAAGAAUCCCGUGUUCUCUUUCUUCUCAACGAGAUCCAAGUCUCAACCCUACUUUUGCGGAUCUUGUGUCCUCCUUCAUUCAUCAAUCACUCUCCACCACCGGCGUGGUCUGGUCUGAAUCGUGGAGUAUUUGGUUUGGUCUCUAUUCUAUGUUCCAACUUCUCGAUAUGAACUAUGAACCGUAUAAAUGAUCCAUUCUUGAUUAUACCGUAGCUUUUCACAGGUCUAACCAAACUCAAAUAUUUGGGCCAGGAUGUGCAUGAAUGCAUUAGAAAAUAAUGUGUCACGUGACAACCAUAUACGUUGCAAUACCGAUAUCCCUAUCAUGCAUUCAUAAAAAGAUAAUGCAAGUGGUCCAAUGUUGCUUCUCCUUUUGUACCAUGAUCGAUCCGAGGGGUUUCUUCGAAUCAUAUAAAAAGGUUGCAUUAUUAGGUGGGUCCAAUAUUCACUACCUUUCUUGACAAAUGUUCGUUUCUUUAUCAUUUUCAUGCACAAGUAGUGCCGUGGAUCAAAGGCGUCACAUAUUGAUGGUAAGAAUCUAUCUGACCAAGAUCAUAACUUAACUGCGUACUCAAAUGGUGACCCUAACCUGAUUAAAAUGGUGACCUAGCAUGACAUAAACAGUGAUCCCACUCUUAACUCGAAUCAUGAGCCAAUGUGGAAAUACUAGCAUUGAAGGUGUCAGCGGCGGAUCCAGGACAUAGUAGAGCACUGGGCCGCAUUUGAAUAGAAAAUUAGAAACCGU
Molecule: messenger RNA, 3087 nt
Organism: Linum trigynum
Lineage: Eukaryota; Viridiplantae; Streptophyta; Magnoliopsida; Malpighiales; Linaceae
Source: the annotation of a GenBank genome assembly